Molecule: messenger RNA, 633 nt
Organism: Phaeoacremonium minimum UCRPA7
Lineage: Eukaryota; Fungi; Ascomycota; Sordariomycetes; Togniniales; Togniniaceae
Exons: 1
Coding region: 1-633 (210 amino acids)
Source: RefSeq, a predicted model, not a curated record
AUGGUCCUCACGACGUCAUACUCCAGUGGCGCCGCUAUCAUCUAUCCGGUGGCUGAGCCUACUAUCACAAGCUCCAAUUCGGCUUCUCCCACUGGGGCCAGUCAUGGACACGGUGGCCUAUCAACUAGUGCAAAGAUUGGAAUCGGUGUCGGCGCCGCAGUCGGCGGUGUCCUACUCCUCGUCCUCAUUGCACUAGCUGUCUGGCGCAUGCGGAAGAGCCGCGCCGACCACGUCGACACCUCCCAGAACACGGGAGACUGGGACAUGGUCGAUGCAAACAGACUGCCACCGCCUCCGCCAGUGCCGACAGUGCCCGUGGUGUAUACUGCGUACCACGAGAAGGAGCCUACGAGUCCCGGGCCCUCCAUCGCCACAACGGCCGUGGCGUCUUCGACUCCGCAAUAUCCCUCACAGGCGGAGCUUCAUGGACAGUCGCACGUGCGGAGCUUUGGUAGUGCGCAGGAGCUGGAUAGCUAUACGCAGAGCUAUAGGACGGUGUCACCGAUGCAGGAGCUGUAUGGCUCACCGACUUCGCCGUCAGAGCUGAGCCAUGAUCCCCUGACGCAGCCAACGCAGGUAUAUUACCCACCUGUGCCGUAUCGUGCUGGUGCGCAAAGUCCUGGAUGGCAUUAA